AAAACGAGAUACCGGUAGGACACAAAAAAUAAUAAUAUUGCCAGAAAGGGACGCACCGACUAUCUUCUUCGAUAGAGACAAACUGCAAACAUAUUUCUUACGUUAAUUUUUUUGGGCUGAAUAGCCAUCAAUCAACUAGCGUACCGUAUGCGAAGACUAUCGAAAGAAGAUAGUGUCUGUUUAUAUUUGUAGACGAAAGACGAAAGAGAACGAUCGCGAAUUCGACAGAAUGGGGGCGAACCAAUCCCACCAAAUCCCACCUGUGGAAACUAAGAGCAAAAAAGAAAAAACGUUUUCCACAGAGGGUGCCGGAGAUAGCAAUGAAGACAUGCCAAUUUUCCCAAGUCCCACAGGCCACGAGUACGACGAAAUCGACAAGCUGCAGUCAGAGCUACCGUCAUUGAUCGAUGAAGAGUCACAGCAACAAGUCGACGACUACAGAGAUGCCUGCAACAAUGGAAAGGGACCCGUGGUUGCUUGUUUCGCGACGGCCGAAUUUCUAAGCAUGUUCGAACGAAAACACAUGGAAGCUUUCAAGCUUUUCGAAAAUACAUGCUUUCGGCCAUUGAAGGACAAAUCGCCAAACGGAAAGGAAGUUGACGGAACCAAGGCAUAUCCACCGGCUUGUUUCAACUUGGCAAAGAUGCUGAUGACAGGGAAGGGAGGAGUCCCAGUCGAUAGGAAGCGGGCUUACGAUGUCUUUGAUCGUGCCUGUCGUGGGGGACACGGAGGUGAGCUUGUUUAAUUGAUUCRAUGAUAUGCUUUCUCUAGUUGGAUUGACUCUUUUCCAUCUGACAUUGGAUUUUGUGUUUUUCGACAAUAAAAUUGGAUGUCUUGAUAGGGGCCUGUCACAUCCAAGCAAAAAUGCUGUUGAGUCCUCCGGGUGCACUCGGGAAAGGUAUUCCGUACGAUCCAUACAAGGCAAUGGAUCUUUAUCAAGGRGUUUGCGACAUGGGUGACUCGGUGUCGUGUUUCACUCUUGCCACGAUGUUGUUGAGGGGAGACAGAAUCAAUAAGAUGGCAAAAAAUGCCAGUCCCCAAGAGCUGCAAGGGCAGGAACCUAUCAAACAGCGCAAAAAUGAAGACGACCGAUCCGCAAAGGCCGACGAGGACUUUGAAUACAUUCCACGAGAUCCGAAACGAGCCGAACAGCUUCUGAAAUCGGCCUGUAGAACGGGUGCACAYGCGCCAAGCUGUUUCAAUUUGACCGUCAUGUAUCAGAAUGGGGACGAUGGUGUUCCGGCCGAUCCCGUCAAAGCAGAAGAAUACAAGAAAAAGACGGAAAAAGCAGUCCAAACACUGGGUGGAUUGUAAUUUUUGGGGGUACUGACGUCCCCUAUACGAGCAGAGAAGCAACCGAGUAACGUGUAACACU
Messenger RNA from Pseudo-nitzschia multistriata, 1375 nucleotides. The record is from the annotation of a GenBank genome assembly. NCBI's taxonomy places the organism in Eukaryota, Bacillariophyta, Bacillariophyceae, Bacillariales, Bacillariaceae.